UAUGUUACGAGACAAACACUUCGGGGAGAGGAUCAGAUGAUAGGAAGCUUAACUCUAACUAUUCCACCGCCAUGGAACCACCGCCACCUCCGCCCAACUCCACCAUCAAUCAAAUGUGAAAGUGGAGGAGUACCACUAACAAAGCAAGGUCACCGCUUCUUCUCUUCACUGGCUGCAACCGCCGACGUUAACGACCCCGCAACCGCUAACCGGUUGAUAAAGAAAUUCGUAGCAUCAUCGCCCAAGUCCAUUGCUUUGAACGCGCUCUCUCAUCUUCUCUCUCCCCGCAAUUCUCACCCUCAACUCUCCGCUCUCGCCUUCCCCUUGUACACUAAGAUAAGUGAAACAUCAUGGUACAAUUGGAACCCAAAGGUAGUUGCAGAGUUGAUUGCUUUGUUAGCUAAACAAGGGAGGUACGAUGAAUCUGAAGCUUUAAUUUCUCAAGCUGUUUCAAAACUCAAGUUUCGAGAGCGGGAUCUUGUUCAAUUUUUUUGCAAUUGGAUCGAAUCUUGUUCCAAACAUAACUCCAAGGAAGGGUUUAACGAUGCUUACCUUUACUUGUCUGAACUUACUUGUAACUCUUCAUCUGUGUAUAUCAAACGCCGAGGUUAUAAAUCAAUGGUGAAUAGCUUAUGUGAAAUGGAUCGGCCUAAUGAAGCUGAGAAUUUGGUUGACGAGAUGAGAAAAAAUGGGCUUAAGCCUACAUUGUUUGAGUUCAGGUUUAUUUCAUAUGGGUAUGGGAAGUUGGGACUUUUCGAAGAUAUGGAGAGAAUGGUGUGUGAAAUGGAGAUUGAAGGUUUUCAAGUGGACACAAUUUGUUCAAACAUGGUCCUUUCAUCCUAUGGGGCUUACAAUGCAUUUUCCAAGAUGGUUCCUUGGCUUCAAAAAAUGAAGACUUUGCAGAUUCCUUUCUCAAUCAGGACUUAUAAUUCUGUCUUGAAUUCCUGUCCUGAGCUCAUGUCACUGGUACAAGGCUUGGAUAGUGUUCCACUUUCACUCGGGGAGUUGGUUAAGAUUCUGAAUGAGGAUGAAGCAUUGCUGGUACAAGAGUUAGUUAAAUCCUCUUCAGUGUUGGAUGAAGCAAUGGAAUGGAAUGGAACAGAGGGAAAGUUGGACUUGCAUGGCAUGCACCUUGGUUCAGCUUACUUGAUAAUGCUGCAGUGGAUUGAGGAGAUGAAAUGCAGGUUUAAAGUUGAAGAAUGUGUGAUUCCAGCACAAAUUACGAUUGUUUGUGGAUCUGGAAAGCACAGUAGUGUUAGGGGUGAAUCGCCAGUGAAAACCCUGAUGAGAAAAAUGAUAGUUAAAAUGAAAAGUCCAAUGAAAAUUGAUAGGAAAAACAUUGGUUGUUUUAUAGCAAAAGGGCAAGUUGUGAAGAAUUGGUUAAUACCUGAUGGUGAAGGAGAAUGAUUCAUUAACAGAUUCGAGUUAAAAUAUUUGAUGGAACUGAAAUCUGCAAGUGCCUCAGCUGAAUGUGGCAUGCAACUGCACCUCGCUUAGCUCAAACAUCUUUAUGGAGGGUAUGAAGAUUAGAAGAAUCCCAUGGAAUACAGGCAGGGUAGGCCUGUCCUGACCUCUUGGACGGUACUAUGUCUUUUGGGAUAACUAAUUGUCUGAUGUCGAUCUUAGAUUCUGAUCAUGCCUGGCAAACAAGGGUAGAUAAAUGCUAGUUUUAGCCAACCUGACCCCAACAAUAACCUGUUGAUCCGAGAACAAGAGAAAAGACCACUGUUCACUAUUUUGAAAUGGAUUCCUUUGGCAAUAAAACUCUCAUUUAUGACCUGAGAACAAGAAAGAAUAUGAGUCCUUU
Messenger RNA from Theobroma umbraticum, 1807 nucleotides. RefSeq names its product pentatricopeptide (PPR) repeat-containing protein. Gene Ontology annotation, molecular function: protein binding. The record is from RefSeq and is a predicted model, not a curated record. Lineage: Eukaryota; Viridiplantae; Streptophyta; Magnoliopsida; Malvales; Malvaceae.